Molecule: messenger RNA, 2734 nt
Organism: Callithrix jacchus (white-tufted-ear marmoset)
Lineage: Eukaryota; Metazoa; Chordata; Mammalia; Primates; Cebidae
Gene: FGF16
Product: fibroblast growth factor 16
Molecular function (GO): growth factor activity
Source: RefSeq, a predicted model, not a curated record
CUGCAAUGUGUAGCUUUUUCCUGCCAUUUUUUCAUAAUAAAAGAGGGAGUGAAGCUCGCUCGCUCUCUCCCUCCACCCCCCUCUCCCAAAAAGAGCCAAAUGGAUGCAAGAAGGAAAAAAAAAACCCACACACCAAUCUCCGAGGGGAUGCCAAUGAGGUGUGGCUUGUAUUUAAAUAUCCAAUAUGUCAAUGUAAGGGGAGUGGGUAUGUAUAUAAAGUGCCGUUUGCAUCUGAUAGCUCGACGAAGCCAGCUAUGAGAGGCCGGAGGAGAUGGAUGCGGCGGGGAAAAGGCACUUUGACUGAGAGCAAGGUCAGGAGCGCGCUGCCUCACGCUCCCCGCCGCUGAGAAGUUCCUUGGACGCGAACAGACAUCGACUGCAGCUCAGCAGAGCGCGGAGAGAGCGAGCUAGCGAGGGAGCGCCGCCGACCCGCCCGCGCCCGCCGCGGGGAGAGGCAGUUCGCGCCCCGUGGCCCCGGCUCGUACAGCGAGCGCCCAGCACAACCCGCGCCUCAAUCGGCCCAGCCAUGGCAGAGGUCGGGGGCGUCUUGGCCUCCUUGGACUGGGAUCUACACGGCUUCUCCUCGUCUCUGGGGAACGUGCCCUUAGCUGACUCCCCAGGUUUCCUGAAUGAGCGCCUGGGCCAGAUCGAGGGGAAGCUGCAGCGUGGCUCACCCACAGACUUCGCCCACCUGAAGGGGAUCCUGCGGCGCCGCCAGCUCUACUGCCGCACCGGCUUCCACCUGGAGAUCUUCCCCAACGGCACUGUGCACGGCACCCGCCUCGACCACAGCCGCUUUGGAAUCCUGGAGUUUAUCAGCCUGGCUGUGGGGCUGAUCAGCAUCCGGGGAGUAGACUCUGGCCUGUACCUAGGAAUGAACGAGCGAGGAGAACUCUAUGGGUCGAAGAAACUCACACGUGAAUGUGUUUUCCGGGAACAGUUUGAAGAAAACUGGUACAACACCUAUGCCUCAACCUUGUACAAACAUUCGGACUCGGAGAGACAGUAUUACGUGGCCCUGAAUAAAGACGGCUCACCCCGAGAGGGAUACAGGACUAAACGACACCAGAAAUUCACUCACUUUUUACCCAGGCCUGUAGAUCCUUCUAAGUUGCCCUCCAUGUCCAGAGACCUCUUUCAGUAUAGGUAAUGAACCUCUUGGUGCCCUCUGUCACCCAUGUACUCUAGGGCCACGGUUGUCUCUGCAAGCACUAUACUCAUAGCUUUUCAAUCCUUCCUUACUAUCAUUUUAGAUAACAGAAAAGCACUUACUGUUGAACUCAACCCAGCUGUUCCCUUGUUGUUCAAAGUGUAUAUCAAGGUUGGGUUAUUUUGGGUAGGGAUGGGGGGGGCUGGGCUUGAGGGAAUCUUGUAUAUACUUUUUCCUUUACUCAUGUUCUUUCCCCUGAGGUAGCAUAACAAAGAAUGGGAGCCCUUGCCAAGGGUCAGGGGUGUCUUAUCCCACAAUUUACUCAAAUACCUUGACAAUAGGUAUAAAUGAAAGACCAAGGAAUCUGCCACAGAUGCUACCUACAGAGUUUUGGAAAAGUCUCUUUAAGAAAAUCCUUGAGGCUACAGCCUUGCUGCAAGCCUUCCCUGCAUUGGCUAUGCAGAUUUCUCAUCUGUCCUGACAUGCAGUUUUCCUGCCAUUGGAAGUGGGAGAUGGGGUAGGUUGUAAGAAAAUGAUAUUAAAAUGUAAGCAUGGAUACUGUGCAUAAGGACAAAUUAUUUAUAAAUGUAUAUGCUAUUUAUUUUAUAUAUUUAUUUAUUUCAAAAUAAUUUUAUUUUUAAUGAGAGAUGCUAUCGCUGGAUUUCAUCAGAUAGAAUAAGGUCCUACUGAAACAGGAUAAAAUGAGUUAUUAAAGGCUUUUACUGGCAAUAAAAUGUCUUUAUAUUGUAAGACUCUGUCUAAUUCUAUUGAUUUGUACAUUUAAUAGGAUUAUAAGGUUGGCCAGCUUCUUUCUCUCCAACUCAUUAGAAUUUUCUGAUGUUGGCAUCACACUGCCUAUGCUGGAUGUCUCCAUCAGCCAUUAUGUAUGUUAGCAUUAUCUAGAGGCCUUAUGUGAAGUCCUAGUGGUCCUUUCCAGUUCUAUGACUUUAAACUUACAGGUGAAUCAAAGCUUCAGGAAGGCCUAGACCAACAGCUAUUACUGAAGCUCCCAUUUGUGCUUAGGACUAUGCAUAGAGAAACUCUCCUUUGGGACUUUGUUAGGGUCCAAAGUCCUAAAGUCUAAACGCUAAUUGCGGGUUUCUUACUUCAGAUAUGAAGAUGAAGGGAUUCAAAAUAAACAUGAAUCAGCUGAUGCAGUGGCUUAUACCUGUAAUCCGAGCACUUUGGGAGGCCAAGGAGGGUGGAUCACUUGAGGCCAGGAGUUCAAGACCAGACUGGCCAACAUGCUGAAACACUGUCUCUACUAAAAAUACAAAAAUUAGCCAGGCAUGGUGGCAGGUGCCUGUAAUCCCAGCUACUCGAGAGGCUGAGGCAGGAGAAUUGCUUGAACCCAGGAGGCAGAGGUUGCAGUGAGCUGAGAUCGCACUAUUGCACUCCAGCCUGGGUGACAGAGCGAUUUUAUCUUCAAAAAAUAAAAUAAAUAAAUAAACACGAAUCAACAGAGAGACUGAGUUUUUGACCCAGUCAAUUUCCAUUCUGGAGAUUUCCCCCUUCUCUUUACCCCUAUCCUUACCUCCUGCCAGUGCUUCUCCUAGGGAAUUUGGGAAGCUGUAAACACAUUCA